Molecule: messenger RNA, 1104 nt
Organism: Balearica regulorum gibbericeps (East African grey crowned-crane)
Lineage: Eukaryota; Metazoa; Chordata; Aves; Gruiformes; Gruidae
Source: RefSeq, a predicted model, not a curated record
AUGCAGGGAAUUCAUUCCCGCUGUAUAUUUGCAACUAAUAUACCCCAGAGGAGUUUUGGCAUUGAUUAUGACUGUGACUGCUUUGUCAAGGAUGGGAGACCUUUCCGUUACAUCUCAGGUAGCAUUCACUACUCACGGGUGCCCCGGUAUUACUGGAGAGACCGCUUGUUGAAGAUGAAGAUGGCAGGACUUGAUGCCAUUCAAACGUAUGUGCCAUGGAACUAUCACGAACCCCAGCUGGGUGUGUAUGAUUUUUCUGGUGACAAAGAUCUAGAGUAUUUUCUGCAGCUUGCUAACGACACUGGUUUGCUGGUUAUCCUGAGAGCUGGACCUUACAUCUGUGCAGAAUGGGACAUGGGAGGGCUUCCUGCAUGGCUGUUGGAGAAGAAAUCUAUUGUUCUCAGGUCUUCGGAUUCAGAUUACCUGGCAGCAGUAGAGAAAUGGAUGGGUGUCCUUUUGCCAAAGAUGAGGCCUCACCUCUAUCAAAAUGGAGGUCCAAUCAUCAUGGUGCAGGUAGAAAAUGAGUAUGGAAGCUACUUCGCUUGCGACUAUGACUAUCUCCGUUCCCUUCUGAAGCUCUUUCGCCAGCAUCUCGGGGAUGAGGUGGUGCUGUUCACAACUGAUGGUGCAAGCCAGUUUCACUUGAGAUGCGGAGCUCUUCAGGGCCUUUACGCAACAGUGGAUUUUGCCCCAGGUGGCAAUGUCACAGCAGCAUUCUUAGCUCAAAGGGGCAGUGAACCUACGGGCCCUUUGGUUAAUUCUGAGUUUUAUACUGGAUGGUUGGAUCACUGGGGGCACCGUCACUCUGUUGUGCCCACACAAACUAUAGCUAAAACACUUAAUGAAAUCCUGGCACGUGGUGCUAACGUUAACCUGUACAUGUUUAUAGGUGGGACUAACUUUGCCUAUUGGAAUGGUGCUAAUAUGCCCUAUAUGCCACAGCCCACUAGUUAUGACUAUGAUGCUCCACUGAGUGAAGCGGGGGAUCUGACAGAAAAAUAUUUUGCCUUGAGAGAAGUCAUUGGUAUGUAUAACCAGUUACCAGAAGGUCUUAUCCCUCCAACAACACCCAAAUUUGCAUACGGGAAGGUUCGCUUGCAGAAG